This is a messenger RNA of Globicephala melas (long-finned pilot whale), 4121 nucleotides long. It is a transcript of the gene FHIT, whose product is annotated as fragile histidine triad diadenosine triphosphatase. Gene Ontology annotation, biological process: purine nucleotide metabolic process; diadenosine triphosphate catabolic process; intrinsic apoptotic signaling pathway by p53 class mediator. Gene Ontology annotation, molecular function: bis(5'-adenosyl)-triphosphatase activity; ubiquitin protein ligase binding. The record is from RefSeq and is a predicted model, not a curated record. Gene Ontology annotation, cellular component: plasma membrane; nucleus; cytoplasm. NCBI's taxonomy places the organism in Eukaryota, Metazoa, Chordata, Mammalia, Artiodactyla, Delphinidae.
CCGUCCAGUGCAGAGGCUUUUUGCCCUCUGCUCCUGGGUCCCUCAGGCAGCCACUCUCGUGGGCACACGCCCGGGAACUGCUUCUGCCCCGCACUCCCUCCCUCUGCCUUUCACUUCCCAGCUGCCAAGAUCUUGGAAGCUUUGAAGCGCAGCAAAGAAGGGAAAUCCAUUGAGAACAGUCUGUAAAGUUCUAGAGGCUGGGAACUCCAAGAUCAAGACGCUGGCAGAUUCAUUGUCUGGUUAAAGGAACUGGCAGUGCUGGAAAUGGCAGUGCUCUGUGGCACCAAAGCCAGUGCCCUGCAGGGACCUACUCCAUAGUGACUUGGGAUUAGAUGAAGACACCAGGACACCAGGAUCUCUGGCUAGAAGGUAUCCCAGGACUGCCUGCUUGCCAAGACCCUCUGUAAAACUCCAUGCACCCUGCUGUUGAGCGCUCUGAGGAGGUAACAGUAUUCAGAAAGUCUAGAGAAACUGGAUUGGUGGACACUGAGCCCUCCUCAGGUGACCACAGUUUAAUAAGGAUUGUCCAAACAAAUGUAAGGAGUGAGUGAACCAUUCUGUGAAAGAACCAGAGGCUACCGCUGAGAAGCCCGGAGCCCUGUGUGUGAAUUCAAACCGUGAGGAAAUGUCAUUCAGAUUCGGCCAACAUCUCAUCAAGCCCUCUGUGGUGUUUCUCAAAACAGAACUGUCCUUCGCCCUGGUGAACAGGAAACCUGUGGUACCUGGACAUGUCCUCGUGUGUCCCCUCCGGCCAGUGGAGCGCUUCCGAGACCUGCAUCCCAAUGAAGUGGCCGACCUGUUCCUGGCAGCACAGAGAGUCGGGACGGCAGUGGAAAAGCAUUUCCAGGGCACCUCUCUCACCUUUUCCGUGCAGGAUGGCCCCGAAGCCGGACAAACUGUGAAGCAUGUUCACAUCCACGUUCUCCCAAGGAAGGCUGGAGACUUUCGCAGGAAUGACAGCAUCUACGAUGAGCUCCAGAAACAUGACAAAGAGAAGGAGGACUCCCCAGCCUUGUGGAGAUCGGAGGAGGAGAUGGCAGCCGAAGCCGCGGCGCUGCGGGGCUACUUUCAGUGACGCAGGCACCAAAGGAACUCAAACAAGUCCCAAGGCAUAAGGAAAUGGGGCUCGUGCUUUAGGACCCUGCGGCACUGAAACUGAAGCUAAGCAGAUUUUAUUACAUCCUACAAUUCGACAACCUUUUGCAAAGCAUCUUAUUAUGCUUGUGGAAGCAAUCGGGGUUAUGUUUCAAUCGCAAUGACUGACAGGCUGCCUUCAAAACAACGGCACCCGUGGCCCUUCCACACUUCCUUGGCUAUGUACUUAGAAUAGAACCUUUUCUAAGUUGCCCCUUGGCCUGGAUGGAAAUAAAAUGAUAGUUAAAAUAUUUAGCUUGCAUGUUGGCUAACUUAAAAAUUGACAUUUGGGGUCCUCUGAAAGGCACGACUGAGGAUAGAUCAAAUCUCCUGUGCUUCCUGUAAACCAAAGGUUUGUUAAGGCUGAGAGAAGAUUUACAGAGUUUCCUUCGUGGUAGGUGAGAUAAUAGAGUAAGAAAUGUCCACCUUUUCCUCGGUUAUAUUCUCCUCCUGCCUUCGGUGCAGAGAGGCAGAUCUGAAGGAGCUUAAGAUGGCAAAAUUAGCUUCAGGAAACUAAUAAACAUGUAAUAUGCUGGCUAGACACCGUUCUGGGCUGCUGGAGUGGUAGGAAUGUAAGGAAAAGAAUGGGGCAGCUCUCAAAAUUGGUUGAGGAAACAUGCCCCUUGCCCGUAAGGGUCAAUUUCUUUAAGGAAGGAUGACAGAAGUAGGCUCUUUCUUUCCUCUAGUAGAUUAAUAAAACAGGGGAUUCGAGUUUAUAGAGGAAAAAGUAAAACACGCCAAGAGCACUGCUACAAAGAGCCCAGAGCAGGACUUUUCCUUUUCACGAAAAGCCUCCUUGAGAAUCUCUUUUGGCUUACGGGCUACUCCCUGACCCCAGCACCAUCUCCAGCAUAUGGUGUGUUAGUUUCCUGUAACAAAUCACCACAAACUAGGUAGCUUAAAACAACAGAAAUGUGUCCUCUCCCGCUUCUGGAGGCCAGACGUCCACAAUCCUGCCAGGCUGGGCUCCCUGCAGAGGCUCUGGGGGGCUCUCUCCUCGCUGCUGGUGGCUACUGGCAGUCCUGGAGUUCCUUAGCCUCACCCUAAUCUCGGCCUCUCUCUUCACACUCCUCCUUUUCUCUCUGUGUGUCUCUCCUCUGUGCAUCCCUUACAAGGACACUUGUUAUUGGAUUUAGGGCCCAAUCAGAUAAUCCACAUCCAAGAUACCAUUUACAGAUUCUAGGGGUUUGACGUGGACAUAGCUUUUACGGAGGGGCCACCAUUCAACCCACUGCUUUGACUGUUUUUCCGAUACAGGAUAUGCCAGCAGACUGAGCGUGACUGAACUGCAUCUGGUUUCCAGUCUUCUUGUGUGUCCUUGCCAAAGCCUGAAUUAUUCAUUGUUUGCAAUGCCUUCUUGAGACCCUUCCGGUUCCCAAGGCUAGCUGAAAGUAAAAAGCACUGCAAUCUGAACUGGAUGUGUUCAGAAGAUAAAAUGCCAGUGAGGGAAGAUGGCAAAUACUGGUAAUUCCCCCCAGCUCAAGGGUUGCCGAUUUACGGUCCAAAGAAGAGCCCUAAAAAUACCAAUUUCUUUUUAUCCCCAGCAGGUCAAAGACUGAUUCCAGCUCAGUUUCAAUAGCAAAUGUCACCAGAAGCCCUGGCCCCUGCCUUCAGGGCUAAUUCCGCAUUUCACUCAUUGGCUUUUGGUCAAAGAAGUAAAUAAACAGUCACUGAUGAGACAGCUGAGUCAUACUGGAAGCCUACUUGCAGUUUUGUUUCCCGUUGUGCAGUUAAAACCCUACAGGAGCCUCAUUUCUGCCUGUCCUCCCAUGGAUCUCCUCAGUUCAGUGUCCUCCUGUAACCCUGCCACGGUUGGGAGGCUGUGGAGGCCCCGGGUGAGAAGGGCAGCCCUCAAGCUUGACCUCCAAGCCAGCCCCAGGAGCCCAAGCUUAGCUGGAAGGCACAAUAACCCAACAGGGACUGUUUACAGUGCCUUUUAAGAGGUGUUUCAAGAACUAACAAAGCCUACCGAUACUAAUAGGGAAAAACCGACUAUGACUCUCCAAAAGGCAAUGGAGAACAAUGCUUAGGUCAGAACAGUGUCCCUGGCGGUAGCCUUCUUUUUCUCUCUGAUUUCUUCUUGGGCACAAACACCCACUAGGCUGCUGCUGUUUUGCUCAAGAGCUAGAGAGUUGCUCGUUUUACAGUAAACAGUGGAUCACUGCGUGUGUGUAUGGGGUCCAUUUCCAGUGCUGUGCUUGUCAGUGCGGCAGGCACUCUCUAUGUUGACAGCAUUCCAAAGGAAGGCAUCUUCUGAUGACCCCUGAGUACUCACUUUCCAAAGUCUAAGCCCAUUCCUUAUCUUUACUGUUCCACCUGCCAUCAAAAUCCAAAAGGUGGGGCUUCCCUGGUGGUGCAGUGGUUGGGAGUCCGCCUGCCGAUGCAGGGGACACGGGUUCGUGUCCCGGUCCGGGAAGAUCCCACAUGCCGUGGAACGGCUGGGCCCGUGAGCCAUGGCCGCUGAGCCUGCGUGUCCAGAGCCUGUGCUCUGCAACGGGAGAGGCCGCAACAGUGAGAGGCCCGCAUACCACAAAAAAAGAAAAAAAAACGUCCAAAAGGUGGAAGAGAAUGAUACUCUGUUUUUGGCAAGGAGCCUGAAAGGACCUUUCCCCAUGAUUGUCUUUACCACAGCUGACCCCAAACUAUAGAAGAAUACUUCUCGGACCCCAUCAGUUCUUUCAGAUGGUAAGAAGGAGCUGUGUGUCUCAUUGAAUGAACAUAAACCUCUCCCGUCCAUCCUUCUCUGUGUCCAAGCUUGCAACCAAGGUCUGGGCAAGAACUUACUUUUUCCGAUGGUCUGUAUUUGUUGGGUGUGCUUGCACGACUUACUGGUGAAAGAAGGAAACUAACUUUUGGUGUGUAUUUAUUGUAGAUAUAUUUGCAGAGGCUAUUUAAUCCAAACAAGAUCCCUAUAGAAUAUAGAUGCAAAUUUAGGCUCAGAAAGGUUAGGUAACUUGCUCAGGGUCACAAAGUUGAUAGUAGGUGGG